Messenger RNA from Cebus imitator (Panamanian white-faced capuchin), 3954 nucleotides. RefSeq names its product translation initiation factor IF-2-like. The transcript has a single exon. The coding region runs from base 1904 to 2395 and encodes 163 amino acids. The record is from RefSeq and is a predicted model, not a curated record. NCBI's taxonomy places the organism in Eukaryota, Metazoa, Chordata, Mammalia, Primates, Cebidae.
GGCAGAAGAAUCCCUUGAACUCAGGAGGUUGCAGUGAGCCGAGAUGGUGCAUUGCACUCCAACCUGGGCAAUGAGAACAAAAUUCCAUCUCAAAAAAAAAAAAAAGCUCAAUCCCUUCAUACCAAUUUCCAAUAAUACUUACAUCACAAAUGUAUAGAGAACUCCAAUUUUCUUUCUCUUAUAAAGCAAGAACAAUUACUUAAACAUUUUUAUGUUCCUCGUGUAACUAGUUCAAAAACCUCACAGUGGUAAAGAGAUAAUAAAAAAAAUCUUGGAAGUGUGUCGAAAGGAAUUGCUAGAUUUUCACCUGAGUGUCUUGGGCCGGUAUUACUACAAAAGAAAAAUGCAACUGGAGUUAGACAAUACCAUUACCUGAAUGAGAAAAUCUUAUCAGCCAUUCUUUUAAAAAGAUAUUCAUAAGACAUAUGCAUCUGCAAAGUAAAACAUAUGGGUGCUCAAAUAUUUGCUGAAUGUAUGAUUAAAAUGUUUAAGUUAAUCUCAAAAUUAGAGUCUAAAAACUUUUCUCAGGCUAACAUAAUCAAAAUUUUGGUUCAACAUUUCAAAAACAAAGGUCUUGUGUCCUCUGCCUUGAUGAGCCUGAUUUGCUAAAAAGUCAAUCUGCCAUGCAUCCUGAUUUUGCGUUUGGCAGGAAGUGUCCAAAAAAAAAAAAGCCUCUUUCAGGGACAAAAGUACCGCUUUCACUGUCUUCUGAUGGUCCAGUAACAAAAAUAUAGGAUUAGGCACAUAAAUAAUCAUUUCUUGAUUACCAUAAAAGGUUCAGAAUAGACUAAAUAAAAUUACUUUAAAAACAUAAACUACAUCAAUAUCCACUUUCCAGCAACAGAGAUUUCUCAACAUAAGCAUUAUGUGACUAAAGCACCCCUGACAUAAAACUUUAUCCAGCUUUUGAACACAAUCGCAAACACUAAAAGACCUGACAAGAAUGUUAGUGAAAAAAUAUGUUCAUUAGGGCCAUAUUCUGUUACAACAAAUACAAAAAGCAAAAAUAUUUUCACAUUCUUAUCAAUGGUCUGCUUAUAGAUCCAAUAACCCAAAAAAUAAAAACAACCACCGCCCUCAGUAGUCUGUUUCUCACAGUUGUAUCCGAUCAGAAGUGGAUGGACCCUCUUUUUAUCGUUUAUCAAAAUGUAAUAACAUUCUUGAUUAAACACACAAUUAAACCUAUUUAAAAGUCUCCUCCUAAAUAGCUAACUGUUCAAAUCUACGUAUAAAUUAUACACGCCCCAUCAACACACAAAACUUAAGAAACUACACAAUAAAAUGGUUAGCAAAUAGGUACAUUUUAAAUGUUUGCAGCUGACUUGAGAACAUUCCCAUCUGGCUGAAUGUCUCAUAGUAACGUGACUCUCUAUCAAUAGUGAGCACAUGAGUCUUCCUUGGCACCCAGGUCUACACUACUUCAAGGUAUGAGCACACUUUAAAGAGUCACGGUGGAAGACUGGAUUACGAAACCAUAAACAGUAAACACAGCACAUCCACCAGGCGGUGGAAGAAACUAUAUAUUCCACUCAGAAGCUGCCAUUUCUACUGUUGGUUAAUGUAUUUUUGUUUCUACCAAGGAAGCUGUGAAAUCCGCGUGCACACCCAUCUCAAAUCUAUCCAAGGCGCGGGCGCAGGCUGAGUCAUUCCUAGGAGUAACUUUACACUGAUCGUCGCACUCCGGGGUCGGGACAAAGACAUCAUCUCUCCGGUUCCUCCCACUCGGUGCGCUUCGUUCGGCCUCGGCCAAACUCCUCUCUCUUUCCUCGAGUCCAACACAGCUUUAAGGGCUGAUCCCUGGCAGCGAUGAGCACAAGUCAGGAGGCGUCUCGGUGGGUUCGGACGUCCCUCGCCCUCGGCCACUCCCGCAACUCAGCUGGGUGCUAACCCGCAGCGCAGAGGGAUGGAACCCAAGGCUCAGGCUGAGGAAGUCGCAAGCAGCCCCGCAGCAAGCGAGCCCGACCCACACUUCCCGCAGCCUGGUGGAGCAUCGACUCGAACCGCUUUUGUCUCCACAGGGGCCGUAGCGCCGGGAAGGCGGCCAGUGGGCAACACCUGCCGGAGCGGGAGGCGCCGGGGCCCUCAGAUGCACACACCUGCGCGUGGGCUGGGCUCGAGCCGGCCGGGACCCUGGACCCCGCGCCCCCGGUCCACCGUUCCAGGGCCCGCCGCACGACCACUGUACCAGAUGGGGGAAGGGGACGCGGGCGGCUGCGACACUUACCCGGCAGCGCCUCCUCCUUCGCCGGCAGCAGCAGCAGAGCCAGCGACCCCCGGCACCAUCUUCCGCCGCCGCCUAGUCGUCGGCGGCGGCUACCGGCCGCCCAUUCGGCACUGCCAACCGACACAACCGCCGGCGUCCCGGGCGCCCGCCCGCCGCGGCCCCGAACUCUAGGCAAGAGGGAGGGGUCGGGGCGGAGAAGGACGCGUGCAGGCCCCUCGGCUCUGGGUCUGGGGCCGGGAGACAGGGGGCCGCGGCCUGUCAGAGCCGAGGGGCCCAGGCAAAUGGGGAACCCUGAGGCAACGCCGAGGGCUCGGCAGGGCCGCGGACACCGCCGCGGCUGGGUUUGUUAUUGUCGACUCCGUCUCUUCCUCCGCGGCGCAUGCCGGGAAACGGCCGGCCGGGGGAGGGGCGCGCCUGGAGGCGCAGAGAAGCGUCUGCGCAGGUCCGGAAGUCGGCAGACUGCCGGGAAGGGGGCGGCCUCGCCUCCGGCUCUCGGCCGGCCAGGCAAGUUGGCUGUCCUGGCCUGACCCUGUGAGACUCCGCUGGGGCCGCCUGUUGUGGUGCUAGCUGCCGUCCCAGCGCGGACUUUCCCAAGGUGAGUUUGACCUUUGCGACAGCGAGUAGGUCCGGACAGAGGCCGACCCGCCAAAUGUUGGAUCGGUCCCAGGUGAAAGAGGGCUUGUCCCCUUCAGCCUGUCGCGGAGGAGGGCAGCCAAUCGAGGGUCUGGUGUCAUCUCCUGUCCCGGUGCAACCUGCGGGCUAGGCCAAGGUCUGUAACAGGAUAACGUACCUGCGCCUGACCCAGGCGUUCCUCCCGGCAUACCCGGACCGCCGGGACUGCGUGCAGCUGGCAAGCGUCCCCCAGUUAACUCUGCAAGGGUGGGGCGGCACAGUUUUUCUCAGACCAGGUAAGGCAAGAAAACAUCCAACAGAGAAAAGAGUGGAGGCUGGGCCGAUCGGAGUGAAAAUGUAAACACCACAACCACGUUUUCAGCUUUACAACUAUUGAAUCUUGUAGUGGGUCUAGUGAGUUAUUGCUUAGCAUGAGCACCCUAAUGUUUGGGAGACAGUUUCAGAGGACUCUUGGAUUUGCGCAGAUGAUCAGUCACAGGCAAUGACUUGAAGCCACAAGGCUUGAAUAUUAAAAUCUGAUGAGCAGAUGUUCCACGUAGAAUAAUACCUGUUAUAUCCAGGAAUACCUGCUAUGAGUAAAAUCUUAGAGGUGCCUUCUCUAAAGUUAUCAGGACUUCUGAGUUGUGUUUGUAAAAAUGAGAGGCACAAGAGGGCACCAAACUGAACUGCAAUGUUAGGUGGAAACUGAAAAACAUUGGUUAACAUGAACAAUUUCAGUUUUCAGUCACACUGACCAGUAUCGGAACGUUAUGAUUGAGAUGGGCUGCUCCUAUUUAUUUACUUUUAAAUUUGUGCUGCUAUAUAUCCCAAACAAAUCUGGUUGAUCUUUAUCAUCUUUGGCAAGCCAUUUUACUUAUUGUGUUUGUUAGGCUGGAAUUUUAUUACACCACCCCAGCAAGAUAGAGCAGAAAAGUGAAAAUUAAGCAGUAAAUGGUUAUUAUGCCUUAGGGAAAGAUGUGAGCUGGCAAGACAAAAGAGCCUAACUUAGUGGCACUGCAUAGUAAUCAGCACACAGAACAUAAGUGGUGAGGAGGAGUUUGGCCAGAAAAUUGGCCAAGAAAAACUGCAACAUGACCAAGAAUGAAAAGAAAAAGUAA